Onychostoma macrolepis is the source of this 932-nucleotide messenger RNA. RefSeq lists its product as uncharacterized. The transcript is spliced from 3 exons. Lineage: Eukaryota; Metazoa; Chordata; Actinopteri; Cypriniformes; Cyprinidae. The record is from RefSeq and is a predicted model, not a curated record. The coding region runs from base 138 to 932 and encodes 264 amino acids.
CUCAAAUUUACAGAAUAUUGCUGUCAAUUUCAAAUCUUCAGCGCCAUCUUGGGAUCUUCAACGGUCGAGAUUCUGGGAGCGGCAAGAAGAGUGAUUCACAACUGUGAGAGCAAGAUUUCAAGUUCUUUGGACAUGACAUGGUGAUGGGGCAGCUGAUAAAGGAUCUCAAAGACCUUGAGCUCCGACAGAUGGUUGAGUUCAUUUGUGCCCCUGCCAUUUCUUCAGGACAGAUCGCCUACUUAAAGGUAAUGAUUGAGGACUACAUGUAUUUUCGAAAGAAACUAUUUCCUGACCAUCCUCUGAGGCCAAAACACCAUUAUGUUACUCAUUAUCCAGAACUAACAGUCCAGUUUGGGCCACUCAUUCGUCUCUGGACCCUCAGAUUUGAAAGCAAACACACAUAUUUCAAGCAGUGUUCAAGAAAGUUGCACAAUUUCAAGAACAUUUGCUCUACUCUUGCUGAAAGGCAUCAGCUAUUUCAAGCUUAUUUAAGUGCUGGUAGUCUGUUCCCACCCCAUGUUGUUGUUGAAAAAGGAACAGAAUUUUGCCCAUCGGAUUACAAUGAUGAUAUUAGAGAAGCUGUUUCACACCUUAACUGUCAGUCAAGCACACUCAUUUCACAUGAAACAAAAGUGAAAGGGACUAAAUACAAAAAAAAUAUGUUUCUUGUGCUUGAUCAAAUUGAUGAUGGAAUUGUAUUUGGCAAAAUAAAAGCCAUUCUCAUUCAAGGAGAUUCCGUCAACUUCAUCACAGAAAGAUAUAACUCUUCAACUCUCAUUGAUCAGGGCCUUCAUUGCAUAUCUGAGAAACCUGCAAAAAGGCUGUGUUGUGUCAGCCAGGAAAACCUAUUGGACUACUAUCCCUUGCCCAUGUACAAGUUGUGUGGCCUGUCAGUGCUUGCUCUUCACCACUCUUUUCCUUCUCUAGAAUGA